Messenger RNA from Necator americanus (New World hookworm), 303 nucleotides. RefSeq lists its product as uncharacterized. The transcript is spliced from 2 exons. The coding region runs from base 1 to 303 and encodes 100 amino acids. Lineage: Eukaryota; Metazoa; Nematoda; Chromadorea; Rhabditida; Ancylostomatidae. The record is from RefSeq and is a predicted model, not a curated record.
AUGGAAGCUGAAAUUCGGCGUACCAUCUUUGAAAACCAAACCAAGGCGCAGCAGCAAAUGUUCACCGAGUUGAUGAAGCGUAUGGAAAAGAUGGCCUCUUCUUCGCAAACAGCCGUUCCAACACCACCGGUCGCCACGGACGUCAUCUCAAGGGACGGUGCUACCUUAGACGAUGCAGCGAAAGCUCGACUAAUCGUCUCCAAAUUCGACGCCGUCACAUAUGCCCGUUUCACAAACCACAUUCUUCCUAAAAUAGCAUGCGAUGCUUCCUUAACGGACACGGUUCUUGCUCUGAAGGAGUAG